Molecule: messenger RNA, 4824 nt
Organism: Spathaspora passalidarum NRRL Y-27907
Lineage: Eukaryota; Fungi; Ascomycota; Pichiomycetes; Serinales; Debaryomycetaceae
Gene: GCN2
Product: serine/threonine-protein kinase
Exons: 1
Coding region: 1-4824 (1607 amino acids)
Biological process (GO): DNA damage checkpoint signaling; regulation of translational initiation by eIF2 alpha phosphorylation
Molecular function (GO): eukaryotic translation initiation factor 2alpha kinase activity; protein binding; ATP binding
Source: RefSeq, a predicted model, not a curated record
AUGUCAACGGAUCAGUCAACACUAACGGAUGACCUCAUCCAUAGACAACAGGAUGAACUCCAAAGCAUAGCCUCCAUUUACGGAGACAUAUUCGAGGACAUCACACCUACGGGACUCGUAUGGAACAAGAAACCAUCACCACAUUUCAAGAUACAUUUAACAUCUUCAGAAGACCCCAAUUGUCCCGUGUUGGAAGUAACACUUGACAUUGAAUUUACCCAGACCUACCCUCUCCUGCCACCACUUGUGAAACUCAUUAAUCCCGUGAAUUUACUCAAAGCCAGUUUGACCAAGUUGGAGAACAAAGUCCAGGAAUUGAUCAAGGAGUAUCCCGAGCAGGAAGUUUCAUUCACUAUUAUUUCCGAAGUAAAGUUUUUGCUUGAUGAAAUCCAGGGAACUACUGAAAAAGUGCUUUCGUUAGAGGAAGAACGGGAGCAACGACUAAAACAAGAAAGACAAGCGUUGGAACAAGAAGAGAAUCGUAAGAAACAAGAACGAGAUCGAGCCAGAGUGGAACGAAGCAAAGUCGUCAAUGAACAAAUUAUGAAGAUUAAAGUUGAGGAAGCAACUCCUGUGCCUGAACAACCGGAACAAGAACACGACGACAUAGAUCCAUCACUAGAUAUAUCUGAUCUGUUCACAUUUGAUAACACCAUCGAGGUAAAACAUCCAGGUUGGAGGACCACUAUCAAGUUCAAAACAAUAUAUGGCUUCAUUCAUUACGUCAAACCAGGUAUAUUCACUCCACCAAUUGCUACUCAAUACAUUGUUAAACCAUACCUCAAUAAACAACUACAGGCAAAACUAAAUGCCAAACAAAUCGACAUCACAUACUUGUUCACCCUGAUUGAACUUACAAAUGCAUACUGGUGCACAGAUAAAGGAAAGCACGAAAUUCAGAACCUAGAAAGAGAACUUCAACUAAUAACAGCAUUAAAUCACACCAACAUUUUAAAACUAGUGGCAUUCCAAAUCACAAAGACAAAAGCACAUACCUGGAAACUAGUCCUUCUCAAUGAAUUCUCGAUAUCAGCAGACUCGCUUGCUGACAUUCUCCCCACGGCACAAUUCAUCAACUGGGCAUUAGCAAGAACUUGGCUUAUCCAGAUCCUACCACCAUUAGAAUACCUUCACACCGCUGGGUUUGCUCAUAAGAUGGUAUGUCCACUAACAGUAGCUGUUUUCCCCAAGAAUCUCAAGCUCUGUCAUCCAUCAUAUGGAAGCAGAAUCCUUCAAAUGAUCUCAGAACAUCCUAACAACUCGGAAAGUACCCUGCCAGUGACGGCACCAGAACCCUGGCUUGCGCCGGAAGUCAAAUCGCAAAACCGCCACACUCAGAAAACCGACAUUUGGGACCUUGGUGUGCUUUUCCUUAGGGUCAUGCUUGGCAAUGACGUCUUUACAAAUUACACCACUCCAGAACAAUUUCGUACUGAAUUCUCACCGGCAGAUUAUGGAGACCUUGAAGAGUACGCUGCGUUGAUCUAUGACCUCCUCACGAAAAUGCUCCAGCUGAAAAUUUCCAAACGACCAUCACCAUUAGAAUUAAAUACCGUCAAGUUCCUCCGUGAUGGGCCUGUCCGAAUAAACCCUAAUCUCAAGCUCAAGAAUACCGAUCUAGGUAAUGAACCAAAACGUAACACAACUACAACAGCAACUGUUCCACGACGGAGAUUUUCCAACGACCUGUACCCUCCUCAACAACUUCAACCGCCUCCGCAGCAACUGUCUUCAAGUAAAGGUCGAUAUGCGCGUGAUUUUGAAGAAGUGGGCAAACUAGGCACUGGUGGGUUUGGUGAAGUUGUGAAGGCCAGGAAUAGAAUGGAGGGUGCAUUUUAUGCCAUUAAGAAAAUCAGACAUCGGGCAGAUAAAUUGGAUUCACUCCUUCUGGAGGUGUUAAGUUUAGCAAGGUUGAACCAUCAGUACAUUGUCAGGUAUUAUGGAACAUGGGUUGAGCGUGAUGAAACCAGUGAUGAUGAGAGUGAAGAAGAACUGGAACUGGAACUGGAACUGGAAACUACAGAUUUUGAACUGAUGAGGCUGAGCUCGAUGAUUCCCCAUGAUAACUCGUUUCAAGUGGACUAUAUAAGUAACUCAUUUGUGUUUGAAAGUGAUAGUGAGGAUGAAUUUGACGAUCGAAUCGUAUUCGGAAACUCCACUGAUUCAGGCGAACCCGAAGAUGAAUCUACUGAAGAAGAACAAGAGGAAUCAUCAGCACCUGCACUUCAAUCACGUCAAUUAAAGGCCAACCCUAAAAGUAUUCUUUACAUUCAGAUGGAAUUCUGUGAAAACAAUACCUUGCAAAACCUAAUUGAACAAGGACUCCCCCUGAAUUCCCAUGAAUACUGGCGAUUGUUUAGACAACUCCUUGAAGCGUUAUCGUACAUUCACAGUGAAGGGUUCAUUCAUCGAGACCUCAAACCAACCAACAUUUUUAUUGAUCGUCAGAAUAACGUCAAGGUGGGUGAUUUCGGAUUAGCGAAAAACUCUCAGUUUUCAAGUAUAAUUACCAGUGAUAACCAAGUCCCUGCUGACAAACAGGACCUAUCGACUAUUGUAGGAACAUAUUUCUAUACUGCCAACGAAGUGGCUACAGGGCAAUAUGAUGAGAAAGUGGAUAUGUAUUCCCUCGGAAUUAUCUUCUUUGAAAUGUGUUAUAGUUUAUCAACAGGUAUGGAACGGGCCAAGAUAUUGAAUGCGUUACGGUUGACAUCGGUAGAGUUCCCCUUGAACUUCCACAAAACCACUGAACAGAAAAUCAUAAAGCUUUUACUUGAUCAUGAUCCCAAGAUUAGACCAAGCGCCAAGCAGUUGCUCACUUCUGGUUGGUUACCUGUUGAACACCAAGAUCAAAUCAUUAAACAGGCUUUAAAGCUGCUUGCAGAUCCGGCAACACCAUGGCAGGCCCAAGUCAGGGAAACAUUAUUCAAUCAGCCGUACUCCCUUGCCAAAGAUCUUAUGUUUGACAAACCGCAGUCUAUAUCUACUACAGACCAUCUCCUCAUGACAAAACUUAUCAAUGAACUAUUUAGAGUGUUUAGAAAGCAUGGUGCUGUGGAAAACCACCAUCCUUCUAUCCUCCUUCCAAAACCACCUAUUCAACGUGAACAAGUAUAUGAAGUUCUAGAUAGAAGUGGAUCAGUGCUUACACUUCCUUAUGAUCUUGUCCUCCCCACCGCGCGUUUCCUUAGUCGUUGUCAAGUCUCCAUACCAAAGAUAUUCCGGCAUGAAAUGGUAUACCGGCCCAAUGCACGGGGGAUAGGCAUGCCUGAUCGAUACGGUGCCGUUGAUUUCACUAUUGUUGGACAUGCCAAACUGGAAAGAGUAGCUCAUGACAGUGAAUGUGUCAAGGUUCUUGAUGAAAUUGUCCAGUUGUUUCCGUGUUUUCUGCAUGCUGGUGUCAAGGUUGAGCUUGUGGUUAAUCAUGGCGAUAUCCUCGAUGCAGUUGUUUCGUUCGCCUUUGGGAACAUUGGUAUUUCUGAAUCACGAAAACAUGAUGUAUUUGGUGUGCUUUCACAGUUAGGUGUAGACAAGACUGCUGAUGAGAUUAAGCGAUAUUUGCGCCAGGAGUUCCAGAUCCCACUGACUGUGGUUACCGAACUUGUCGACACGUUUGACUUCAAAUGUGAUUUGGAUCGGGGAAGACAGAAGCUUCAGAAAAUCAUGAUUGACUCACCAUACCUUGUAAAAGUUGAAAGGGCAUUCCAUCAUUUAGGUGAUAUGUUUGCCAUCAUGUCCAAACUAGGUGUCGGCACACCCGUGGUGUUUAGCCCCUUGUCAAACUACAAUAGUAAGUAUUACUCCCAUGGGAUUAUGUUCCAAGCGAUCCUCAAAGAUAAACUGAACCACUAUACAAGAAUAGCCACUGGAGGACGGUUUGACAGCUUGAUUGAGUCCUUUUCGAAUGUCGACGUCCUCACAAAGAGUUCUGUCCAGCAUGCGGUAGGGUUUACAUUAACCACCCAGCUUUUAUUUGCCCUUAUGCGAGCCAUGCGUCGCCAGAAGCAGAAACUGAACUUAUGGCGUGGCAGCAGGGUCGAUGUUUUAGUUACAGCUACCCAGGAUCUGUUUAUGAACUGUGGCUAUGACUUGCUCCGUCUGUUGUGGAGUCGUAAUAUCAGUGCUGAUUUGUUCUUUGGUAAAUCUAACGACGAGAUUGUCCUGAGAUGUGGCAUCGACGGUGUUCAUGUUGUUGUGUUUAUCAAGCUGUUGCCGACCAAGAAGAAAAAGAGUGGGUUUAAGUCGUUGAGAGUGAGGAAUAUGCUAAGCGGACGUGAGAUUGAUGUUGAUGUGGAUGAGCUUGUUGGAAUCGUACAAACAGAAUUGGAAGAUGAUGACAUCGAUGAUGAGCCUGGAUCAGGUACUUCUGCAAACGCAGCUACCACUACUACAGGUAGUAGCAGUACUACCACACAUACCGAUUCGAGUGAUCCAGAACUAGCACUCUUCUCUAUGGAUAUCACUCAAAGAGUCCAUAUCAUCCCUAAUGAUGCACCUCGAGGACGCAAAUUCACUAAACGAGACAAGUGGGAAAUCGAAAAUGAUGCCACAGUAGCAGGUGCUCGUUGUCUCAAACAACUCAGCACAGGACCAGUGCUCUCGCUUGAUAUCCGCGAUGAAAUCUUAGACAUGAUUGCCAUAACCAGCUUAUCAUCCCAAGACGAAUGGGUAAGAAAAGUGGUGUAUUCCAGUAAUAACUUCCCCAUGAGUUUUGCCAUGAAUAUUCAUAAUGCGUUAAUGAAGGAAAGAUCAAAGGGUCAUAAUUGGGUGAUAUUGGUAGCAUCAAGAACCCAACAUACAGUAAUUGUAGAUUUAAGAAGGUAG